Messenger RNA from Ixodes scapularis (black-legged tick), 1497 nucleotides. Its product is annotated as neuralized-like protein 2. Bases 333 to 1190 code for a protein of 285 amino acids. The record is from RefSeq and is a predicted model, not a curated record. Gene Ontology annotation, biological process: intracellular signal transduction. The transcript has 5 exons. NCBI's taxonomy places the organism in Eukaryota, Metazoa, Arthropoda, Arachnida, Ixodida, Ixodidae. Gene Ontology annotation, molecular function: ubiquitin protein ligase activity.
GUUGCUGCGCGCAGCCGCGGCAGCGGCAGCCAGCGGCAGCUAUCUGCAAUGGAGGGAGAGCGUCCGGACCUAGAGCUCACGUCCUAUUUUCAUCGACAGCUUCGGUUCGUUGUGCGAUUACAUUUCUGUUGACAGAGUGCGAUCGGCGUUUUCAUCUCGCAAGGAAGAGGGCGCGAACCGAGCAGUGUUUGGACAAAGUCCUGUAUGCGCAGCGAGACCAUCAACAACUGCUCCUGUCGAGGAGCAACUUCAAUUUAUCGCUGGGCCCCGUGACGCAGAAAGUUCAAGGCAAGGUGGCGAGAGAGGAUGCCGUGAGUGGCGGCAGUCCUGCCAUGCCGGCCACCCGCUUCCACAGCUACCAUGGCCGCAACCUCAUCCUGUGCGAGAAUAACAUGGUGGCCUACCGCAAGGCAAGCUUUGCACACGCGCUGGCCUUCUCGGAGCAGCCCCUGCUUCCUGGCGAGAUCUUCCUGGUGGAGAUUGAGCAGAACGAGCGGGGGUGGAGCGGCCACAUGCGGCUGGGCCUGACCCAGCAUGACCCGGCGGCCCGUUUCCCCCUGCCCCAGUACGCCCUGCCAGACCUGGCCAACAUGGGCCACUCGUGGGUCUUCGCCAUCCACAACUCGGAACUGGACUCUGAGCACCAGGGGGCGUCUCCCUACCAGCGGCCGGACAGCCCCUCCUCUGUGCUUGGCACUGGAGAGCAAAUCUACACGAGCCGGGGUGUCAUUCCACGAAGCAUGCUGCUCCCUAUCAAGCGGCCCCGGGCAGGUGCCUUAGCUCCUGCUGACACUGAUGAAGGCAGUGGAGGCUUUUCCGGUGAUGGGGCUUCGUUUCAUGGUGGAGAGAAUGGAAAGUCCAGCAUUCUUCCUACGGAUGUAGGCAGUCGCAUUGGAGUUAUGUAUGUGACAAGGGGUCAGUCAGCUGACAUGCACUUCAUCAUCAAUGGGGAAGAUCAGCUGUAUGCCACCGACAUUCCUCACCGUGACGCUCCACUUUACGCCGUUGUCGACGUCUACGGCACCACCAAGCAUGUCCGCAUUGUGCAACUCUAUGGAGUGGUGGCAUCGUUACAGAGUGCGUGCCGUGAUGCCAUCCUGCAGCACAUCUCAAGCUGUGCUGUGCGGACGCUGCCCCUUCCCCGGAAGCUGAAAGAGUAUCUGUGCUAUCCCUCGCUGAGGCCACUGUGACGUCCCAUGCAGGACGGUGCAUCUGUUUCCUCUCAAACUGCUUCCUGAGGCCGUGCACGGCUACUGCGCACUCCCUGCAACGGCCAAAAUAUUUGUGCAUCUGAGACCGGAUGGCACCCCUCUGGCUUGCAGCUUCAGUACCGAAGCAUCCUGUGAUCACACAUGGGUUUCUCUCUUUGUCCCUGUAAUUUUCUACGGACAAAGGUAUUUUUGAACUCACUAGUCGGAAGCGCAGUGCUGCAGCAAGCGGGAGUUUCUUUUUUUUUUUUUUUUUUUUUGCAAAGAAAUAAAAUUACACUUGUUGGCA